UCAUUUUCAAGUUUCACUUUGGGAAGAGACGGCAGGGAUUUUCAUGUAACAAAGAUGGUAAAUCUGAGCUUAGAUAUGAAUGAUAGUUAAGGGAAUUUUCAGAUAAUUGAUUGAAUCCUAACAAUGUCUAAUCCUUUUGGAACCCCCAAGGGAUUUGGAACAUCAUUUGGUUCACAAACAUCAAGCUCAGGCCAAACCCAACAAGGAUUGGGACAAGCAAAUCCAUUUGGUGGGACUUCUCCCUUUGGAUCACCAUUUGGACAAAGCACAGGGACAGUCUUUGGGAACCCUGCUUCAGGAUCAGGUAAUUUGACAUUUGGUCCACCAACAGGGGCUAAUGGCAUUGGAUUGGGGUCAUCUGGAUUUGGUCCUGGCACAAGUGGUACAGGUUUUGGAAGUAAUUCAGCAAACUCUGGAUUUGGAUCGUCAGGAGGAUUUGGUGGCAUCUCUACGGGUGCCGGAUUCAAAUCUGGAACAAGUGCUUUUGGUGAUGGAAAAGGCUUUGGAACUACAACUGAGAGUAGUGGUUUUGGAACAACAAAUCCAACCGUCACUGCAUUUGGUGGUGGAGGUUUCGGGACUGGACUUUCAGCAAGUGGGGGUUUUGGAACAACUGGUAAUGCAUUUGGAAGUGGAGGUUUUGGAGCUGGAUCUACUGGGUCAACUACAGGUGGGGCAUCAUUUGGAUCUGGUGGAUUUGGUUCAGGGUCUGUUGGGUCAACAACAGCUGGUGGAUUUGGGUCUGGGUCUGUUGGGUCAACAACAGCUGGUGGAUUUGGGUCUGGAUCAACAGGGGCAACUUCAACUGGAUUUGGGUCUGUGACCGGUUUUGGAAAGACAGUAGGGUUUGGUGCAGUAACUCAAGCAAGUAGUAACUUUGGAACAACAUUGAGCACCACAUCCUCAGGAUUCGGAACAACUGGAGAGUUUGGAAAAUCAACAGGUGGCCGGGCAUUAUUUGGUAACACAUCAACAUUUGAAGUUUCAAAUACGCAAGGAAGUGGAAACCAGCAGACACCAGGAACUGCUACUGGGAACACUUUGGUCUCACAAUCAAAACCUGGAGCAUUUGGUCCAAGCAGUGCUUUUUCAUCUCAGACAAGUGGAACAUAUAUCACUAUAACAUCCAAUACUAAUGAAGCAUUAGGAACAUCAAUAUCUGCGACCAGUGCUUUUGGAAAAUCACCAACAGGAGGUGGUGCAUUUGGAUCAGGCACAGGUGGAGCUUUUGGUGGAGCACCUUCCACUCAAAUAGGGACAUUUAGUGGAGUAUCCACAACAGCAGGUGGACUAUUUGGUACAUCCAAUCAAACAGGAGGUUCAUUUGUACAAGGAGGUACAAUGUUCAAGCCCUCUAUGCAAAUUAGUCAAGCAAGUCAGCAAUUUGGCGCAGGUGGUUCAGGAAGUUCUGCUUUGUUUGGCAAAAACACCAGAGGAGAGUCUGCUCAGAUGUUUGGAAAACCAGCAGCCACUUCUGAAGGAGCAGGAGCAUCCACCAGCGGCAUCCUUCACUCAGGAAGGCCUUCUCACGGAGAUACAAGCACGGGAUCGUCAGAGGAGAAGGGGAUGGGAGAGAUUAAAGACCUUACACCUCCAGCCUCCACAUUCAUUCUGAGAGGAUCUGCCCCAAACCCUAUACAGUCUGCUGCAGGUAUUGAGGCUAAACCAGGCAGUAAUACUACCAGCUCCAAGAAGAAUUUGUUCAGUAGAUCUGCAGAUGAAGGCGUGAGACAAGGUGCUCCUCAAACUUUGUUCGGUAAGGCUAUAGCUAGCACCAGGCAGAUGACGUGGAGACGCACCUCCGAUGGAGAAGAGGGACGGAAGUUGAAGAGAAGAUCUAGUGAUGAAACGGUAGAAGAUACGCAUGCCAAGAGGACGACCAUUGCCAGACGAAUGUCGGUUGUAGAGGACAAAGAUAAAGUUGCUAUAAUCUGCAAGAAUGUGCCACCUCGAUUCAACAACAUUCAGAAGCUGCGACAGCAUUUCUCAAAGUUUGGAGAUGUCGCGCGAGUUUUUCCCAAACCGGAGAGGGGAAUGGCCACCAUUCAUUUCAAAACCCAUGAAGCUGCCUUGGACGCCAAGAGAAGGGGAUCAGUCAUCAUGAAGGGAGAGAAGAGGAUGGAGAUCUUCUGGAGUUCUUAUUCUCCUGCGGGGAAACUGUUCGGUCGCAAAUCUUCUACUGAAGACACAAGUCCGUCCCAUGGACCAAUCAAAAGACAAGUCCAAGAGAAGGCUGGAGCCAGUCGCUUCAAGUGGAGAAGAAAUGACGUACAGGAUGAACUCGCCAGUAUGUCUGGUACCAGUGAUGUCGAUCAACAGCAGGUGCAGAGCCUCAUUCGCCCAGAGGAGGUCAAAGGUCAGCAGUCACAGCCGACUGAGCGAGCGGUGAGGCAUGCCAGCCCUGUUCCCAGUACAUCAAGUACUUCUUCAACACUGCCCACGAAAAUAGACAAAGGUUCCAUCAUCAGUCUGAAGAAUGCCAUUGCCAGAAACAAUUCGGACAAACUCCAGAUUCUCAAUUUGCGAGACAAAGUUAAUCGUCUUGGAUCGAAGAAACAAUCCAACCUGGCCACCGCCAAAGCGUUUGUCGGAACCUGUGCAGACAUGUGUCCCGAGAAAGAAAGAUAUGACCGGGAAGAGAAACGCAGGCUUCAUUCAUACGAGGUUUUACAGGGUACAGAAGGGACGGGCAAUCCUCAAGUGAACCACACACUGGCUGUGAAGGAAUACAGCAGGUCCUCAGCUGAUCAGGAGGAACCCCUGCCAUAUGAAUUGAGGGCACUUUCAACCCUGACUUUGACCAUGAACUACUUGUUGAGUGAAAUAGCUGACCGUGGAGAGGACGGAAAGUGGGGGGAUUGGUUUGACUUCCUGUGGAAUAGGACCCGAGGAAUUCGUAAGGAGAUCACCCAGCAGCAGUUCUGUACAACAGAGAGCACGGAGCUCCUGGAGAAGUGUGUCCGCUUCCACGUCUUCUGUGCGGAGCGGCUCUGCGAGGAGGACAUGCACUCGUUUGACGCCAAGAUCAACGAUGAAAAUAAGACCAAGUGUCUGCAGACUCUUAAGGAAAAUUACUCAGACCUGGAAAAGAAGCAGGUGUUCUGUAAGAAUGAGGCAGAGAUGAGGUGCUAUAUGGUGCUGAUGAAUCUCAAUGAGGGUGAUAUUCUCAGAGAAACACAGCAGUUACGACCUGAGAUACAGAACACGGCAUUCAUUAACUACGCCCUCAAAGUUUACGCAGCCCUCAACAGCAAUAACUUUGUACGGUUCUUCAGGCUGGUGAAGGGAGGCACCUUCCUCUGUUCAUGCAUCCUACACAGGUAUUUUACUCAAGUUAGAAAAAAGGCAUUACAGAUCCUGGUGAAAGCUCAUCGAAAAGGAGUGCAGCUGCCAUUGGAUGAUUUAGUAAGGACUCUGGCCUUCAAUGAUGAAAGUGAGGCGGCUCAGUUUUGCCAGUUCUUUGGACUGACCACAGUGGACAACUGUGUGACUCUGGACAAAUCUUUGUUUAUCGAACCUGAAGAAAACUGGUGCCCUCGACGAUCAGCUCUUAUUGAAAGUAAACGCAAUACAACUGUGGGUGAGGCAAUCAAUGGAGGACCAAUGCCAGCGUUCUCUUUACCAGAACCAGAGGUCAGCUUCGAUGCCAAUGGGAGAUUUAUUGGACAGAUCAUAGUCAAAGAAUCAGAUUUUGUGGAUUCUCCAAGAAAAGAAGCAGCCAAGGAUACUGCCGGCAGCCAUACGGUUCCUGACCAGGCAUUAGUCUCAAGGGAUAACCUAGUGACCUUCCAACCUAUUGCACCCCAGGUCAAGGUCACUUAUACUAACGAGGAUGUGAAAGAGACAGCCAAGUUUUUAUUCUGGAAUGUGAUUGACACCAUGUGUCUGGAGAUCGGACAGGAAGUGAAGCGUGACGUGAAUCAUCUGAUGGAGAUCUCACAAUCCAUGUGUGAUUCUGUCAUGUCAGAAGUGGUGGCAGAAUUUGUGACGUCAUUAGCCAAGCAAGCUGAGACAGAGGCAGAGAUACUGAGACAAAAACAGCAGAAAGCUGAAAGAGAGGCCAUGAUAAAUCGGUCAGCAGUGUUCUUGACCAGUGAGAUUCUGAAGGAAGUGCUGGACCAGGAGACAUUGAAUCUGUCCACGGCAGAAAUUAGGGAAGUUCAUGCAGAAUUAAAGAGACAACAAAUCCACAGGUGUUCGGCGGAGGUGGCAGAUGCCAUUCUGUACAUUAAUCUCCAGGACAUGAUUCAACCUAUAGCGGAGGAAGUUUACCAGAGAGACGUGGUAGAAAGGUUGCAACAGUUAGAUGGCAUUGAACACUGUGUCAAGGUCAAGAGAGCAGGUCGCUUUUUCCGAAUAUGGAAAGCCCAGAAUGCUGCUCGAAUCAAAUUCAAACGCUCCAUGCUUGACUUCCCUUCAGCAAACAGCAUGAUGGACCCAUCUCAACAGAUUGACACCCUCAUUCCAGAUAGACAGGUCGAUUGUGUGCAGGAGGAAGGAUUCUUUGUGAACCAGACAACAAAACUAUCCGUGGAGUCAACAAUGUUGUACGUGAAAAGAUCCGAGAUGGAAGAUAAAGUUCUAACAGCACAUGAAAUUUACAGAAAUCUCUGUCGUCAGAAAGCUUGGAAGCCAUUGAAUAUUGGUUCUGUUGUUGGAAGCCUGCUGUUGAAGAGAAAGAAUUCAUUUCUUAAAAAUACGACAUCCAACCAUUUGUUCUGGAAACUUGUGAUCUCUUUACCUGACCCAGACUGUGUGCAGACCGACCACCAAGGUCAGAGUUUAAGUCACCUGACCAGCUGGCUGAAGGCCAAGUUUCAGAGAGGAACCUCCAAAUCUCAACAACACUCUUCAAUACAGAAUGAACUACUGAGUUUGUACACUGUACCCGUGACACAUGAAUCAAUGUCGGGCAGUCUGGGGGUGUGUGUGAGGCUCCUGGAGGGUAAUAUAGCCAUCGAUGAUGUCCCAGGGUCCCUGACUGGAACCUCCGGCCUUCUUUUUGUGAUGCCACCACCCCUCAGUGAAGAUCCGGAGUGGCUUCUGUGGGAAGAAGAGAAAAGUAGAUUAGCAGAACUCAUAAGGAGCAAGCCGAUAUCCCCUCCUCUACCAUUGGUUGUCUUGUGCCCUGUUCCAGCCAAUGAAAAUGUAGAUGAGAAUUUUGUGCGGAGAUGUUUGAAUAUUGAGGAGUUGGUGAUGGAUGGGAAGUUGAGUGACUUGUCCUUGUGUAUUGUUAAAUAUGAUGAAGAUUUUCUGAACGGUGUGGAUGUGGGUGAUCCAGAGGUCACAGAUAAGGUAACAGAUAGUGUGAGAUGGCUGACGGAUCACUGCCCCGACCCCCCCAGUCUGACAGUACAACACUGUAGGACCGCGGUGGAGAGCGUUCUCCAGGAACAGUUCUACAGUCGAUUGUUGUAUAACCUGAAAAAAAGAAAGCUUGGCGGAUAUUUACACCAGGAUCCCGAGACUAUAAUAUCUUUGUACAAUGCCGUGAUUGUCCACUUACAACGCGUACUGACAUCACCAGAGCUGUCCCAGUAUUCAUGGCCAGUCAGAGAAUUCACUCAUUCCAAGAUGCAUUACUUACCUCCACCAUACUGGAACACAGACAAACACAUGGCAGUGAUCUCUGAACGCCUGGGUCGCCUUCAGCUGCCGAAUUUUAUAUAUAGUGCGUGUAGAGAGGAGGAAGAUGAUUGGUCGACAGUGUGUCGUGAUGUUUGGGCUUUUGUCCAGAGAGUCAUUGAUGGAUUUCCGACGUCUCAUUGUGUGGACUUUACAUCUAAGAUAAGGAUACUUUUGCGUCAAACACGUCAGGAAUUUGAAGACACGUGUGACCUUUGUACUGGGGUCAGUCAGUGUAACCCAACAUACAUCAACAUGCCCUGGACUGACGUCAUCAUGACCUGUGUCGAGUUCAAGGUCACUGGAGUCGACUUCACCGACCCUAAUUCUGAGACUGGAGUGGAGGAGUUGAUGGUUGUGUGUGAUCAGGACGUCCUCUCUAACUUCAGCCCUCCUACUGAUUGGCGUUAUCUAGAGAAUGACCAGGACAGAGAAGAGACUGUUUCUUUGGAGAAGACAUUUUACAGAGCAGCCGUCAAGGAGUGGACCCAGAGAAAAAGUCUUGGGAAUAUUAAAACAAAGGCAUCCAAGGCCCACCACAAAAGAAGGCCGAAUACUGUGGACCCGCUUCCUAGAACAGUGCACGAAACCAAUCAGACAAUUGCUCUACUGUCGACAAGUAUUGAGGAAGAAAAGCUCCAAUCCAGAAAGUAUGAAAAGUACCUAGAAAGUUUGGUAGAUGGAACAGACAUGGAUCACACAGACAUCGCAAAUAUCACAAAUCUGCCUCCACUGAGCAUGUCCGAACAAAGGGAGGAAGUGAGUGUGAUGUCCCAGAAUUCCUUGUGGGACUCGGUGUGUGACCCCGAGGUCAGUGUGUGGAGAUAUGGACGAUGCAGCCUGGACAAUACUCUCAAUCAGCCUCAGAUCUCAGAACAGUUUGUACAACUUGAGGAGGAUCUAAAGAGUCAGAGGAGAUUUAGUGAUGUGUUUGAAUUACAACUUCAGAGGUGGAUCCAAGAGGGUGUAUAACACUGCUCUCUAGACACAUUGAGAGAGAUUGAAGUCAUCUCACAUUCUUAAGGCUUUCAUUUACACUUUAUAUUUGUAAAACAGCAGUAUUUUCUUUAAGAAAUAAAUGGGUUCUGUAUAUAUUGUUUGAAUUUACAGAGCAGUUGUCAAUGUGUAAAUGAAGAUGUGUGGAUAAUCUCCAUUUUUAUGACCUCGUAAUCUGAGAUUUUGGGGACAUAUAGUUUAUGGCCUGUCUGUUUGUCCACGAAAAUUUUAACCUUAACCAUAACUUCUGAAUGGGUGGUGAUAGGGCUUUCAUAUUUCAUAUGUAUAUUGCUUGAGACAAGAGCUUUGGUUUGGUAAUGAAAAUUUUGACCUACUGACUUCACCUUUGGAGUUUGACUUACAUUUGAAAAACUUUCACCUUGGCCAUAACUUUGGAGUGAUUAGUGAUUGGGCUUUCAUAUUUCACUUGUGUAUUCCUUUUGACAUGACCUUUUGGUACCAAAUCUGUUGUCUUCUUUACCUUGACCAGGGAAUUUGACCUACUUUUGACAAACUUUAAUGUAGUUCAUAACUUUUAAAUGAUUAAGGAUAGGAGUUUUCAUAUUUCGUAUGUUUUUUCCUUGUAACAAGACCUUUCUUUGGGUACCAUAAAUAGUUUGCUUCCAUAUGGGGGCAUCAGUGUUUCACAAACGUAUCUUGUUUUUACAUUAAUCUAUGAUUGUAAAUGAAAUGAAGAAAGUACGAUUAAAAUGAAAGGAGAUAUUUUUA
Ostrea edulis (European flat oyster) is the source of this 7350-nucleotide messenger RNA. RefSeq names its product germinal-center associated nuclear protein-like. Gene Ontology annotation, cellular component: cytoplasm; transcription export complex 2; nucleus. NCBI's taxonomy places the organism in Eukaryota, Metazoa, Mollusca, Bivalvia, Ostreida, Ostreidae. Gene Ontology annotation, molecular function: RNA binding. The coding region runs from base 124 to 6597 and encodes 2157 amino acids. Gene Ontology annotation, biological process: mRNA export from nucleus. The record is from RefSeq and is a predicted model, not a curated record. The transcript has 30 exons.